Messenger RNA from Coccidioides immitis RS, 2688 nucleotides. RefSeq lists its product as uncharacterized. NCBI's taxonomy places the organism in Eukaryota, Fungi, Ascomycota, Eurotiomycetes, Onygenales, Onygenaceae. The transcript has a single exon. The coding region runs from base 417 to 2096 and encodes 559 amino acids. Gene Ontology annotation, molecular function: phosphatidylinositol binding. The record is from RefSeq and is a predicted model, not a curated record.
CUGGCACAUGGUGCUUUGGUCUAUCAUCAUCCUGGCCACGCUCUGCAUCCAGUCGGUAGUACAUAGAUAGCGUCCAGUUUGCAGGGAGAAAGCCGCCAGGCGGUUUAUUUCGAAAGGACUCCUCGUCUAGAAAAGUCCAAGCCAUCGGGAUCCAUCUUUUUGUUUUUCCUUCAAUACUUUUCUUUUACCUUCUUUGCCUCUCUCGUCAAGCCUCCAAACUUGCUUUUUUGUCGAUCGCUUCAAGAAUAAUGCAUGUCGCAAAGCACGGAUCAAAUCAUUGAUUGGGCGAACUUCUUGCGGAUUCUGCACUUCUUUCGCUCUGUUGACACAUUUUGAGAUGUCUGAUUGCCUCUUCGCGACCUAUGGCCCUACCAAGAGCUCGAUGAGAUAUCGAUAAAGGAUAUAACCAUCACAGAAUGGCGCCGCCGACGCAACGAAAAUGGGAAAAGGCCAAAGUCUACUCCAAACGAGGAUUCGAUAAGGCAUGGCACACUCUUGACAAACUUGGACGUCCGAUAAACCGCUUGUCGAAUAAACUGGGCGCCGAAGCCUUCUGGCCGACGACUCUAGAUCUAGAGAGCGAGAAGGCCGCGCGGAUCCUGCGAAGUUUCUGCAAAGAUGGUUUCUAUGCGGAAAUAGACAGUGGAAAUGGUACAAAACCCACCGAGGGGAUCCCGCGAGGGAAACAAAGGGUAGUGAAAAAGAUCCCGGCGUCGGUCAUCAAGCAAGCAAAGGGAUUGGCUAUCUUUACAACCAUGAGAACGGGUCUCUGGGUUAGUGGAUCUGGAGGCAGCGGCGUUCUACUCGGAAGAAUCAAAGAGACGGGAGAAUGGAGUCCCCCGUCCGGAAUUAUGACGCAUACAGCUGGGCUAGGGUUCCUUGCCGGAGUGGAUAUCUACGAUUGCGUAGUGGUAAUAAAUACCUAUGAGGCCCUGGAAGCCUUCAAAGCCGUCCGCUGCACACUCGGUGGCGAGGUGGCUGCCUCAGCUGGUCCGAUUGGCGCAGGUGGUAAUCUGGAGACUGAGGUCCACAAACGACAAGCUCCAGUUUGGACGUAUAUAAAAGGUCGGGGGUUUUAUGCCGGUGUCCAAAUAGAAGGAACCAUUGUGAUUGAUCGAUGUGACGAAAACGAGCGAUUUUACGGCGAGAGAAUAUCCGUCAGCGAUAUAUUGGCAGGCAAAACUAAAAGGCCCCCGUCGUCAAUUAAAACGUUGAUGCAGACACUGAAAGCGGCCCAGGGCGAUGGUGACGUCAACGAAGAUAUGCUGCCUUCUGGUGACACUCCUGGUGAUAUUGAUUUAACAGGAACGUUCGGUAUCCCAGAUGCCGAUGACCCAGACCCCUAUGGCGUCAAAGCCUUGGAGAGAGAAGGCAUCCUUAUCAGAGAAGCUGGUACUCGUCAAAUCCCGAAAUUGGACGCCUUUGACUACCGGCCAAUUUCUCUCAGCCCGAAAUCUGCGAGAUUCAGCGCUUCAGGUUCAAGAAGAUCCAGCGUCCGCAACAGCCUAGGGAGCUUUGGAAGCGCUGAUCGAGGGACUCAGACCGACGAUUCUUAUUUCGAACAGAGCGGCUACUCCCCUACGAGUACAAGUCCUCCUCGGAGCGUCACAAGCUAUACCUUUCCUCGAGCCGUCAAGGCUGCCGAAGCGGAGGAGCUCGACUAUGAAACCACACAUUUCAAACACGAAGAUGUCAAGCAUGUUCCGGUACGGCGAGUCAAUUUAUCCGACCACAACGUGCCCAUUGUUAGCGCAUCAGCACCAGCGUCGUUCGCAAAGGCGCGGCUCGUCACUAUACCUAAGCGUGUCCCUCCUAUUCUACCCCCGCGCAACCCUGAACGUGUCGUCUCUCCAGUUUCGAGUCGCUCAGAGAUCGAUGACUCUGCCACGCUGUCAUCCAUUUCUCCGGUCGACGAGGAGACAAGCAUUGCCGAUAUUCAAAACCGAUUAAGGCAGCUUCGGUCCGGCGAAUCGCAAUCACCCGCGGAGGACGACCGUGGUCGGUCAACAGAACGUGAUGAUUUCCAUUCUGCACCUGCGUCGCCGUCCAGGACUGAAGAGCUGGUCCAAGACUCAACGCUAGAAAAGGCGCAUUAAUAAGCGUCGUGUAUUCUACCUUCUUCACUUUAUAUUUGAAAGAUUUUUAAUGCUCCUUCGAUUCUCGGAUACGCGAUCGCAGCCAGCUUUCGGUCGUCCCAGCAUUUACGGUUAUUUAGGCCAUUUUUGCCUCUUUUUCCUUUCUUAACGAUUCUUCGUGUGCAAAAGCUCUGUGGUUUGUGCUUUUUCUUUUUCUUUUCUUCAAUGUUUGCAUUAAAUAUGGAAGUUGGGAUUUGCAGGAUCUAUCGGAACCGGAUGAUGGUGGCGCGGCUUUGCGGGUUGUUUGGUGAUUUGUACAGCUAGUUAACUAAUUAUCAGUUCAUGUCUUUGAAAGAAGAGCUUACCUCUACCCUUUUUUGGUUGUUAUAUACUCCAUGCUAGGAAGAUACUAGGAAUGCGAAACAUCCAGAAAUGAUGUUCGCCUUUUCCACCAACUCAGAUAUAUUCCUAACCAACAGGCUAGCGCGAUCGGCCACUGCUGAGGAAUUGAGAUUUAUUUCAUUCUGCGGUGAAUUCCGUCAAGUUAUACCAGCGAUAGCCUCCAAAGUUAUUAAGCUUACAGAGGCAAGAAACCAGCAUCUAUUGAUUAACG